AGCUCAGGACUCGAGGCAAGGACUUAAGACACCUGAUACACAACUUGGUAUGUCAUGGUCAGGACACCUUUAAUCAAGGAUAUUCUGCUUCUUCUGGAAAUUCAUCCUUUUCCACUUGAUCCGUCCACCUGAAUCUCAAGAACCUUCUUGCUCUGCUAGGUUUGGUCAUUCUGUACCCCAGACUCAGUCCUCUUGAAAGCUCAGUAUUCUUGUUCUCACGUGCUCUGUCCUUAUACAUCCCAGGCUCUGUCUUGUUCUACACGUCAUUGUCCUCCAAAUCCAAGCUAACGUUGUGCUCCAGGUUCUCCGGGACACAUUCAACUUGUGCUGUUAUUCUCUGCCCUCUUCUCUCUGGGUUCAUCCUGCAGACUUUGUCCUCUUGUUUUCAUAGCUCUGUCCUGCAAUGGAAGAUUCUUCCUACUGUUCCUUACUCUGUCCUCCUGUAUCACUCAGCUGUAUCCUGCUGUCCUAAAACUCUCAAGCUCACUCCAGUUUUCUAUUUCAGGCUCUGCUUGCCUGGGCUCACCUAGUUACCUACCUUCCUGCUCCUCAUCUUCUAAACUCUACCCUGCUCCCCAGCCCUUACAGUAUCAUUAUUCCUGGCUCUGUACUCUUGCCCCAGACUCUCCGGAUCUCCCAGACUCUGAGCUCCUGCAGCAGCCUCUGAUCUUAUGUCCCCCCAUACUGUGCCCUCCUAGCCCGGGCUCUGCUUCUUGCUGCCCAGGCUUUGUCCUGUUCUCUCAGGCUCUGUCUCUACUAACCAAGGCUCUAUCGCCUGUUGCCCAUACCCUGCCCCAGCCUCUGUGCUCCUGCCCCCGGCUCUGCCCUUCUCUCCUUGCUACCAUUUCAAGCUCUGCCUUCUUGUUUCCCAAACUCUGUUCAUCUCUCUCUGCUUUUGUCACCCUGAGAUUUACUUCCCUGUUCUCUUCGGCUCCCUCCCCCCAGCAGCCCUGCUCCCUUUCUUCAUUGCCACUAUUUCUCUGUCCCCGGGCUCCUCCUCCUGCUGCUCGGCUUUACUUCCCAUGCCAGGUUCCCUACUCACGGGCCAGCAGAAGGAAAGGUGUGCGGCUUUCCAUGGUGCUGAAACCUGCGAAACAAUUUCCUGGAAAACACAAUAAGUGUGUGCGGCCCGGAAUAGCUGCAUAAGCCGCGGGCUGAAGGUCUGGAGUAGGCGGGGAAGAGCUGUAGCAAAGCCAGAAACCAGAGCAAGAUAUCACCGAGGCUGUGUGUGUAGCUCAGGCCGAAUCAAUUGCACCUGCUCCGCGGUGUCAGCACCGACAUCAAACCUGAGACAGGGACCGCAAUAUCUGCAAGGCCCCCACUCUGUGAAACCAUCGCAACAGGGAAUCCCCUGUGGGUUAAUCCACAGUAGGCUACAGAGGACCCUCAGUUGUUCAAACCCCCGCUAGAGAAAACCGUACUGGAGUGUCCUGAGUCUAACAGGAGACCCACAGAUCUACAAGGACACCCCUCUGGGGGAACUGCACCUUAGACCCCUAAAGCUUCUAGAUGGACUCUGGUAACUGCAUUCAUAGCCAGUAAGAAAAGCUAAAUUCAACAGGAGGUUCCAUUCAUACCCUAAGCUUACAAGUACCUCCUCAUAUCCCACAGUGACUCCUGAAUCUUCCAGGAGACCCUGAAGUCCACAAGGACCCCCAUCUGUACAAACUACACAGGAUACUUCAAGAUCCACUCUGGAAACUCUGAAAACUGAAUUUAAAUUGAGCAGGAAGCCCUAAAUCUACCAGGACACCCCUCUAUAAAAACCCACAGAAGAGAUUCACAAGUACACACCCUUAAGGAAAGACCUAUAGACACCCCCUCUUCUGACUAAAUCUAGAUCAUAAAAAAUUAUAUGGAUAAUGCUAUCAUAAUAAAUAAACCUAGAGGGGGCAUCCUUCACCAAAUACUCCCAGGACAGUUCCAAACCUGCAAUAGUCAAUGUCAUUGACACCCUAAACUGUAAAUAAAUCCACAUCAAAACCAAAAGGGUUUUUAGGGAGCCAUAAAUUGUACUGAUGUGCAUUUUUACUUAGUCCUCGGAGAUAUCCUAUUAUAAUUAGUCCUUCAAGUUCAGACCCCAGCAGAUAAAUCAUCUCUGUAAGACAACGUCUCCUCUCUCCUGGAAUACAUCCUAACUUUAUUUAGUGAUACAGUAGGUGGUCUUCACCUACAAAGAAAUAUUAAGCAUCAUGUUUAAUACAUAAUUCUUCCAAACACUGGAUAAGGAAUACUGGGGCUAGUGAUUCCUCUGCUUCCAACAGCAAGCCUCACUCUUUUCAGCCAAUCAAAUACUACAUUGAUACAAUGAGCAACACUGCAUAAAAAGAAAAACAGUGCAAGUGAAGUUACAAGAGUUAGAAUUCUAACAUGGAGGUAGAAGAAUAGGCGAUGAUCCCGGCAUAGGAACGGCAUUGGCCUUUGGGAUAGCCCAAGUCUGAGAGAAUGCUGGGAUUCUGCAGGGGGAGGAGGAAGUUCCUGGCAGCCUCUUUCACACUCCUUUUCGUUCCAGCUGUCACUUGGAUCUAUUUGUUCACUGGAAAUUUUGAUGAUGGCAAGUCUGUGUCCCUGUCCCCACUGGACUCACAACCUCAUAGCCCACGCUACUCAGCUUCUAGCCAGAAAGACAGCCUGGAGGUGCGAGUGCGAGAAGUGGAGGAGGAAAAUCGCAUUCUUCGAAAGCAGCUCAGCCUGGUGCAGAAACGGGGCUCUCACCCCCAUGGCAACCGUUCCAAAACAUACUCUAUGGAGGAAGGGACAGGGGACAGUGAAAGCAUACGGACAGGAAUUGUGGCAGGAAAUAGCUCUGAGUGUGGCCAACAGCCGGUGGUGGAGAAGUGUGAGACUAUCCACGUUGCCAUUGUUUGUGCCGGAUACAACGCCAGCCGAGAUGUGGUUACUCUAGUCAAGUCCGUCCUAUUCCAUAGGAGGAAUCCACUGCAUUUUCAUCUUAUCGCAGAUACAAUAGCUAAGCAGAUUCUGGCUACGCUAUUUCAUACAUGGAUGGUACCUGCCGUGCAUGUGGACUUCUACGAUGCAGAUGAACUAAAGUCAGAAGUGUCCUGGAUUCCGAACAAACAUUACUCUGGUAUAUAUGGACUGAUGAAGCUUGUGCUUACUAAGACCCUCCCUGCUAGCCUAGAACGUGUCAUUGUCCUGGACACAGACAUCACGUUCGCUACCGACAUUGCUGAACUUUGGGCGGUCUUUCACAAGUUCAAAGGACAACAGGUGCUGGGCCUGGUAGAGAAUCAAAGUGACUGGUACCUAGGAAAUUUGUGGAAAAAUCAUCGACCUUGGCCAGCCCUCGGGAGAGGCUACAAUACAGGUGUGAUCUUACUGCUUCUGGAUAAAUUGCGGAAAAUGAAGUGGGAGCAAAUGUGGCGUCUCACAGCUGAGCGGGAACUCAUGAGCAUGUUAUCUACCUCCCUUGCUGAUCAGGAUAUUUUCAAUGCUGUCAUCAAGCAAAACCCUUUCCUGGUGCAUCAGCUUCCAUGUUUCUGGAACGUGCAGCUAUCAGAUCACACCCGCUCUGAGCAAUGCUACCGAGAUGUCUCUGAUCUGAAGGUUAUCCACUGGAAUUCUCCCAAGAAGUUACGUGUGAAGAACAAGCAUGUGGAGUUCUUCAGGAAUCUCUACCUGACCUUUUUGGAAUAUGAUGGGAACCUACUAAGGAGGGAACUGUUUGGUUGCCCCAGCGAAGCUGACAUUAACAGUGAAAAUCUUCAGAAGCAGCUGUCGGAGCUGGAUGAGGAUGACCUGUGCUACGAGUUCAGACGUGAGCGUUUUACUGUUCAUCGAACACACCUCUACUUCCUGCAUUAUGAGUAUGAGCCUGCGUCCGAUAACACUGAUGUCACACUGGUGGCCCAGCUAUCUAUGGACAGGCUCCAGAUGCUAGAGGCUAUCUGUAAACACUGGGAAGGGCCAAUUAGCUUGGCUCUUUAUCUCUCUGAUGCUGAAGCUCAACAGUUUCUUCGCUACGCCCAGGGUUCUGAGGUGCUCAUGAAUCGACGCAAUGUUGGCUACCAUAUUGUGUACAAAGAAGGCCAGUUCUACCCAGUCAACUUGUUGAGGAAUGUGGCUAUGAAGCACGUCAGCACACCCUACAUGUUCCUGUCCGACAUAGAUUUCCUUCCAAUGUACGGACUCUACGAGAGCCUCAGGAAGUCUGUUGUACAGCUGGAUAUGAGUACCACCAAAAAGGCACUUAUCAUACCAGCAUUCGAGACCCUGCGAUAUCGUCUGUCCUUUCCCAAGUCUAAAGCUGAACUGCUGUCUAUGCUGGAUAUGGGGACUCUGUUUACAUUCAGGUACCAUGUUUGGACAAAGGGUCAUGCACCUACAAACUUUGCCAAGUGGCGGACAGCAACCACUCCUUACCGUGUAGAAUGGGAGGCAGAUUUUGAGCCUUACGUGGUGGUCAGACACAACUGUCCAGAAUACGAUCGGAGGUUUGUUGGUUUUGGCUGGAACAAAGUAGCUCAUAUCAUGGAGCUAGAUGCACAGGAAUAUGAAUUCACAGUGCUGCCAAAUGCCUACAUGAUCCACAUGCCACAUGCACCAAGUUUUGAUAUCACAAAGUUCCGUUCAAACAAGCAAUACCGCAUCUGCCUAAAGACUCUGAAAGAAGAGUUUCAGCAGGAUAUGUCCAGACGUUAUGGGUUCACUGCACUAAAAUACCUCACUGCUGAGAACAACAGCUAAUAACACAGGGGGAAGAGGGUAUCGCCAGAGCCUGAUGUAAGCAUUGGAUAAUGCCAUGGAGAUAUGAUGCCAUCCAUCUUUUUACUGAAGGCUGCAAGUUUUGGUUGUUCUGGAAGCCUUCUGUAUAACUUAAAGAUUUGUCUAGUUCUGUCCCUCCUCCCCUAGUACUACGAUAUGGUGGUCAUAUGCGCAAAGUAAAAGCUAACAAGAAAGCUUCACUCCACUGCUAUGGUUGGCUUCACUAGAAGAAGCUCAGGUACUGCAGUCCAUUUCUGCCUCUUACGUUACAGUAGUAUACUGUAACUAGUAUAACCUUGUUGUCAUCACCUCUUAAUAAAUACUUUAUUGGAAUUAUAAUCAGAAACAUCCUAUAAAUUACAUUUUUUAAGAAACUCGCCCCAAACAUGUUCACUUUGCAGUACCAGGAAAUAGGAUUGCUACAGAAAAAGUCCUUGUAGCAGAUGAUAUAUGGAGAAGAUGAUUCAUACAACUAAUAUAUAUAUUAUAUGGCUACACCACAAUACAUUUGCCAAAAUGGUAUUAAUAACAGAUGAGUGCUCUUAAAGAGAAAGCAUUUUUUGCAGUUUUCUCCAUAGCCAUAAACUUGGAGACCUUUAACGUGACUGGGUUGAAACAGAUUUUGUGUAUGGCAGCAGAUCAAUCUCUACCUAAUGCAGUAUCAGCGCAGUAUCGGCAAGUGGUAGCCACUGGAUGACAAUUCAACUCCCAAGAUCAUUUCUUGCUGCACGCAAAAAUAAAAUGAAAUAAACUGAUAUACAGACUAGCGCUGUUCACCUUGUUAAGGAUAAAUAAAGGGCAUUUCUUUCUAUUUUUGUAUUUUCUUCAUCUGUGUAUAAAAUAAAAAGCAGACAUGCCCAAUUAUCUAUCCAGAUGUUGCAAAGCAAUCAUAUAUAGAUUUAAAAAAAAAAAGUAUAGACGGUUACUUGGAGUAGAGGAAAAUAAAUCCAGGAUUUUGUAAUAAAUGACAAAAGGUAUGAAGAAAAUUAAUGUGCACAAGAUUUUGUUCUGAAGAUAAAAUGUUUGUCCACUUAAAUGUGAA
Bombina bombina (fire-bellied toad) is the source of this 5767-nucleotide messenger RNA. RefSeq names its product LARGE xylosyl- and glucuronyltransferase 1 (gene LARGE1). Lineage: Eukaryota; Metazoa; Chordata; Amphibia; Anura; Bombinatoridae. Gene Ontology annotation, biological process: protein O-linked glycosylation via mannose. The record is from RefSeq and is a predicted model, not a curated record. The transcript has 16 exons. The coding region runs from base 2446 to 4707 and encodes 753 amino acids. Gene Ontology annotation, molecular function: xylosyltransferase activity; glucuronosyltransferase activity.